UAGCAACUGCUCUUCCCAUUUCAGAGGUCCCUAGUCCCUGUGAUCUGUAGCAAUAGAUUCUAUCUCUAUUUUCAUCUACCUAGUGCGUGAAUGUGUAAUUUUAGUUCCAGCGUUCCAGGACAGGACAUUUUAGGGUAGCUCGAUGCUCGCACACACCACCACAACCCAUGUGCUCUCAUGUGGGUCGGCGUACAUCUGUAGCGGCUGCGAGGGCAGCAGGCCCAUGCGGCGCUCGGCAUUGGCUCUUCGCAUAAGGGGGGCCCUCCUUGGUCGGGCAGCUGUUUGCGCGCGCGCCCCUCCACCCGCUGCCCGGGCGCGCACUCAAAAGCGACGCGCGCUUCCCAUGCGAACUCAGUUCCGAACGGCGCUCUUAGGGUUGUGCAUCGCAACCUUUCCGCGAGCAUACAAAACCCAUACACAACUUCGCGUCUAUCUAGUCCAGCUCACAAACUGUUUUAAACACAUCCAGAGCGCGUUCAUUCAUAUGCAUUAAUCAAAAGUGUGCUUUACGUUUCUUUAAUGGGGAUUUCCGACGAGACCAAGUGCAAUUGCGAAAAGGCGGCGAAACCGGCAAAGGGCACCAUACUAGCGCCGCUAAAGGGCAAAAUGAAGGUCUUCAAAAAGAUCAAGCGAACUUUCCUCGCCUCUCGUUCCACAUCCGAGGGCUUGGGAACGAAUAAUCUACCGCCGCUGCAAUUCCACAAUGUACGCGGUGAUCAUAUCCGUCUCUACCGCAACGCCACAGUCGCCCGCAGGGUGGAGAGCUUCUGCAAGGGCAUUGCAUUUAGUGCGCGACCUGUCAAAGUCAAUGAGAAGAUUUGCAUUAAAUUCGUUGAAAUUUCCAACAACUGGAGCGGCGUAAUUCGCUUUGGGUUCACCUACCAUGAUCCGAGCACUCUUCGGUACAACCUUCCGAAAUACGCAUGCCCGGACCUCACAAACAAACCCGGCUACUGGGCGAAGGCUCUACCCGAACGCUUCGCCACCCAGAACAACGUCCUGUAUUACUACGUUACCUCCUCCGGUGAUGUGCAUUUUGGCAUUAACGGCGAAGAGAAGGGUAUUUUCUUCGGCGGAGUCGAGACGCGCGGCCAGCUCUGGGCGCUUAUCGACGUCUACGGUAAUUCCACCGCCAUCGAGUUUGUCGAGUUUGAGCAUCAGCUAAAUAACUCCCGACGCGAUGUCGUCACCAAUAAUUGUGAUAACCACCGCAAUAACAACGCUAAUAACAUCCCUGAUGAGAUUGACCGUCUUGUCUACCCGAUGCAGAAUGUUAACAUUCGCACAACGGCGGAGCGCGACUCUGAAGAGCUCAACCUCCCCGUUAUUCGCUACCAGCCGUCACACCUCAACUUCAACGCGUUCCCAUUGCAUCGCACGCGUGGUCGCAACGUGCGCUUCAAUUCAAGCCGUACGAUCGCGUCGCGUAUUGACUCAGAAUUCUGUCAAGGCUACGUCUUUACCGGACGCCCACUUAACAUUGGCGAAAAGAUGGUGGUGCAGAUUUUGGCCACCGAAAACGUUUUUGAAGGUUGCCUUGGCUUAGGCUUGACGAGUUGCGACCCAGCAACCUUACAGAUAUCUGACCUACCGGACGACUCCAACUUCCUCUUGGAUAGACCAGAGUAUUGGGUCAUUAGUAGGGAUAUCGCACGGACGUUAAACGUAGGAGAUGAGAUUAGUUUCUACGUCUCGCCUACAGGUGAGGUGCAAAUCAGCAAAAAUGGCGGUUUGCCUGUUGUGGUCAUCCAUGUCGACCAAUCACUCCGAUUGUGGGCAUUCUUUGACGUGUUCGGAUCGACGAGAAAAAUCCGCGUCCUCAGUUGUCCGUUGGCAACUACCCCAAAUCGCAGUCACGAACGUAGGAUCGUCACACCGAACUCCGAAUCAAUGAACAGCCUCAACACUCAAUCGGAGAUGCGUCGCAAUGUGAUGCUGCCGUCCAACAGCAGAUGUGCCCCUCAGGUGGAUAUUUCUGAAGCCCCUGGCACAAACUACAUGCCUACAACUCACGUGAAUAUUGUCAAUCAUGCAAACAAUAAUCCGACACCACAUCCGUCGCAUCACUCAUCGCAGAACCUUGCGAACUUCAACAGCGACGCCAUGCCGUCGAUGACAUCGUUGCCUACUAGUCAUUAUCAUAGCAAUCACAACCUGGUACCCACCACAUCGAACGCCACCAUGAUCUCCAUGAAUAGCAACACGUACAUUGAGCCAAUUUCGGCCGAGUGUAACAAAGGUCCCGAACCACUGUACGGUCUACCAAUGGGGAGCAAUCAACUGUAUUCGGCGGGGGCGGAGUGCACGAUAUGCUACGAGAAACCGAUCGACGCCGUCCUCUACAUGUGCGGUCACAUGUGCAUGUGCUACGAGUGCGCCCUACAACAAUGGCGCGGUAAGGGCGGCGGCCAGUGCCCGCUCUGCCGUGCGGUCAUCCGCGACGUCAUACGAACGUACAAGUCGUAAGGGCCAACACAACAGCGCACCAACCAUAUUUACUAGUUAGUUACAUUGUUGUCUGUUGAUUCUCCCUGGGUGGAAGUUGUGUUUCUGUUCGAUAUCUUCCUGCACAAGUCAGUGCGUGUACAAAUGCGCGGCAUUAUCGGCAUUCUAGUUAAGUUUAUUAUUUUUCAACGCCUCCAAAGAGGAUAAAAAGUGUAGGAAUUCCAACAAUGGGAAAACAAAAGACUGAUUUUUGUUUUUUCGCAAAUGUUUUCCACGUUUCGAAUUUGUUAAAUGUUCUUUUUUCGUUCUUUUCUUCUGUUAAGACCAAAGACGUUUCGCGUUCGUGCCAAGUGUUGGCAAAACGCGUGAUCUUGUAGGGUGCGCACAAAGAAAAAAAAAAACGCGGCGCACACCAACUAUUAGCUAAGUCAUUGAAUUUAUAAUUUCAACAACGUUUUGUUUAUGGGGUCUGAUGUCUGAUGUGCGUGCGCGAUAUGCAGUAUAUCAAUUUCUAAACGAGAACGAAACGAAAUAGUUACAUACAAUAGGAUUUUCUAGUCAUUUAACGAUGUAUUAAAUAGCAUAAAGAUAGCUAAUAUUUAUUUAUUCUUUAGACGUUAACUUAUGAAAAUGAAAUGAAAUCGAGGACAAAAAUCGGUUGGAGUUCAAUAACAAAAACGGCGAUUUUUCUUCAAAAAAUACAUUUAUAUAAAAAAAAUAUAUAUG
Dalotia coriaria is the source of this 3171-nucleotide messenger RNA. It is a transcript of the gene neur, whose product is annotated as E3 ubiquitin-protein ligase neur. The transcript is spliced from 4 exons. The record is from RefSeq and is a predicted model, not a curated record. Lineage: Eukaryota; Metazoa; Arthropoda; Insecta; Coleoptera; Staphylinidae. Gene Ontology annotation, molecular function: ubiquitin protein ligase activity. Bases 520 to 2466 code for a protein of 648 amino acids.